GCCUGCGUUUGUUCUCGCGAGCUUUGGCGCCGCGUUGCAAGUGGGGCAGAGUUGCGACUGGAGGCGUCGAAAACAACGUGAACGUUUUAGGACUGUACGUGCAAUCAAACGGGGAUUUUGCAACAUUUCGCAAGAGGACAAGGCGAACUUUCAAGUUGUCGCACGGUCAGGAGGAAAUAAAGAAAGCCCGCUUAGAGUGUGGUUUCGUAAGUUUUGGGGAAGUUGAAGUCCGGCUGCAGACGGGACGAAAGUGAGUCGACUUGGUCAGUCCGGUGGUCGGCAGCAAUGUCGCAGAAAGAGAGACCCAAGUUUUACCUGCAGGAAGUCAACAAAGCCAUAUGGGAAGUCCCGGAGCGCUAUCAGAACUUGUCUCCGGUCGGCUCCGGCGCGUACGGAUCCGUUUGUUCUGCUUACGACGUGAAGAGCGGCCUAAAAUUGGCGGUAAAGAAGCUAUCCAGACCCUUUCAGUCCAUCAUCCAUGCCAAGCGCACCUACAGGGAGCUCCGCUUGUUGAAGCACAUGAAGCAUGAAAACGUGAUUGGCCUCCUGGACGUUUUCAGCCCUGCCACUUCUCUGAAGGAAUUCUCAGAUGUGUACCUCGUAACUCAUUUAAUGGGCGCGGCCCUCAACAACAUUGUGAAAUGUCAAAAGCUGACAGACGACCACGUGCAGUUCCUCAUAUAUCAGAUCCUCAGAGGCUUGAAGUACAUCCACUCGGCGGACAUCAUUCACAGAGAUCUGAAACCCAGCAACCUGGCCGUCAAUGAGGAUUGUGAGCUGAAGAUUUUGGACUUCGGCUUGGCGCGGCACACCAACGACGAGAUGACCGGCUACGUGGCCACGCGCUGGUACCGCGCCCCCGAGAUCAUGCUGAACUGGAUGCAUUACAACAUGACCGUGGAUAUUUGGUCGGUGGGCUGCAUCAUGGCGGAACUUCUCACAGGAAGAACGUUGUUCCCGGGAACGGACCACAUAAACCAACUUCAGCAGAUAAUGCGGUUGACGGGAACGCCGCCGGCGUCGCUAAUAAACAGGAUGCCCAGCCACGAGGCCAGAAACUACAUCAGCUCCUUGGCGCACAUGCCCAAGAGGAAUUUUGCUGACGUGUUUAUUGGUGCCAAUCCACAAGCCGUCGACCUGCUGGAGAAAAUGCUGGUUCUGGACACCGACAAGCGGAUCACGGCAGCCGAGGCGCUGGCCCACCCGUACUUUACUCAGUAUCACGACCCCGACGACGAACCCGAGGCCGAACCGUACGACCAGAGCUUUGAGAGCCGCGAGCUGGAGAUCGAGGAGUGGAAAAGGUUGACCUACGAGGAGGUGUGCAGUUUCGAGCCCCCCAUCUUCGACGAGGAUGACAUGGAGUAACGGGAAAUCCCUCCUCCUGAUCCCAUCUGAUAAAUUGUAAAUAUUUUUGCAUUCGCCGUCAAGCUCUCCAGACACGCAGCAAGCACCGACCAGUCUGCCUUUCACGAGGCUUCUUGCUCCCGGAGGAAAACGUCAAACCACUAAAUAUGCUUCUUGUCAACAUCCGUGUCAUCCGUGAAA
This is a messenger RNA of Hippocampus comes (tiger tail seahorse), 1548 nucleotides long. RefSeq names its product mitogen-activated protein kinase 14a (gene mapk14a). The coding region runs from base 286 to 1368 and encodes 360 amino acids. Gene Ontology annotation, molecular function: MAP kinase activity; ATP binding. The record is from RefSeq and is a predicted model, not a curated record. The transcript is spliced from 12 exons. Gene Ontology annotation, biological process: protein phosphorylation. Lineage: Eukaryota; Metazoa; Chordata; Actinopteri; Syngnathiformes; Syngnathidae.